Symbiodinium pilosum is the source of this 1041-nucleotide messenger RNA. Lineage: Eukaryota; Dinophyceae; Suessiales; Symbiodiniaceae. The record is from the annotation of a GenBank genome assembly.
AUGCUCCGGGAGGCUAUCUCGGGAACUUCAGACAUCCUCUGCACUUGCGAGCGUGGUGAGGAUGGCAAUCCGAGCCCUCCGCCACCCCCGGCAGAGUCUACUUGCUAUGCGGAGCUUUCUGGCCUGGCAGAGGACGAGGGCGGCGCCGUCGGCGAGGUUGACACGAGAUCUUUGUCGGAGUGCCAGCGCGGCUGCAGCGAGAAUGCGGAGUGCAACAGUAUCUCCUUCUGUAGGGAGUGGGGCUGCUGGAUGAAGUCUCGCAGCUUCUCUGGAGGGGAGCCCACCCAAACGAAGGGGUCCUGCAGGACGUACUUCAAGACAUCGUGUGCCGCCACCACCACAGCUCCCGCGGGAACGGGUGGCAGUGGCAGCGGCUAUUUCAAGCUGAGGGUCGUCUCCUACAACAUCUACUGGUGGAAUGCCUUCGACCAGAACCCGUGGAAGAGUGAGCAGAUCAUCGCCAACAUCAACAACAAGCUGGUGCCAGAUGCCAUCGGACUGCAGGAGUGUGACUCUCCCUCCAGGAUCCAGGACUCGACCGGCCUGGCUCGGGCUUCUCGCUUCGCCGGAGCUCAGGGUGUGAUGAUGGAUCCGGCCCGGCUGCGGGCGGUCCCCGGCACUUCGGGCUCCGAGGAUCUGCGGGCCACAGGCAAGUGGGGGCCCAGACACGUCACGUAUGUCCAGCUUGCCGACAGAGACACAGGGAGGACAUUCUGGAUCUUCAACACCCACUGGUGCGUGGCCAGCGGCAAUGGCCGAACCUGCAACGAAGGCGUGCGCUACACGGGGGCCAAGAACAUGCUGAACGUCAUCCGCGAGAAGGCUGGAGAUUCGCCUGUGGUGGUGACUGGUGACUUCAACGCUAACAUGAACGAGAGGGGGCCUCAGCACUUCUUGCAAAAUGGCUUUAAGCUGGCUAUCGUUGAGUGGGUGGAUGCCAUUUUCUAUUCGGAGCGCCACUGGAACCUCGUGGCCCAGGGUAAGGGCGACAGAGCACAAAGUGACCAUCGUCCUGUCUACGCAGAGCUCGAGCUCUUGUAA